Messenger RNA from Heteronotia binoei (common prickly gecko), 1931 nucleotides. RefSeq names its product 15-hydroxyprostaglandin dehydrogenase (gene HPGD). Bases 242 to 1042 code for a protein of 266 amino acids. The transcript is spliced from 7 exons. Lineage: Eukaryota; Metazoa; Chordata; Lepidosauria; Squamata; Gekkonidae. Gene Ontology annotation, cellular component: cytoplasm. The record is from RefSeq and is a predicted model, not a curated record. Gene Ontology annotation, molecular function: oxidoreductase activity, acting on the CH-OH group of donors, NAD or NADP as acceptor.
GGGGGAGGAGGAGGGAGGGCCAAAGGGCGGGAGGCAACUUUCCGCGCAGGUGACAUCGAGUUCGCCUCUGUCAAGCUCCGCUGCUUGCGUUUUGGCUCCGGCGCUUCCUUCCUUUCCGCCUCCUUCGCAAGCCAGCCAUCCAGGGAGACCUAGCAAGUAAGAAGAACCCCGAUUUGCCCGAAGGAGGGGAGGGAGUGGGGGCGGCCAGAGAGAUCCGGCGCGGCCGAAAAGGAGCAGCACCAUGCACCUGAAGGACAAAGUGGCGCUGGUGACUGGAGCAGCCCAGGGCAUAGGCAACGCCUGCGCCCAGGCUCUGCUGGAAAAGGGCUGCAAGGUGGGCCUUGUGGAUCAGAAUGCAGAAUUAGGUGAGGAGAGCAAAAAUAAUUUGGACAAGCAGUUUGGUACGCAGAGAACCAUUUUCAUUCCUUGUGAUGUCUCAAAAGAAGAACAGUUAAAAGAUGCAUUUAAGAAGAUAUUUGAGCAUUUUGGCAGGUUGGAUAUUGUGGUUAACAAUGCUGGAGUAAAUAAUGAAAAAAACUGGGAAGCCACACUCCAGAUUAAUUUGAUUUCAGUGAUUAAAGGAACAUACAUUGGUUUAGAUUACAUGAAAACAGAAAAUGGAGGCAAUGGCGGGGCUAUUGUUAAUAUGUCAUCACUGGCAGGACUUAUUCCUGUUCCAUCUCAACCAGUAUAUUGUGCAUCAAAACAUGCGGUUAUUGGAUUCACACGUUCAAUAGCUAUGGUCUCUAAGGCAAGAAAUUAUGGUGUACAAAUAAAUACGAUCUGUCCUGGUUUUGUUAACACACCAAUUCUUCAAACAGUUGAAAAGGAAGAGAAUAUGGGCCAAUUUUUAUCAUACAAAGACGAGCUCAAAAAUAUGAUGGAAUUCUAUGGUUUAUUGCCGCCAUCAUUAGUUGCUGAGGGACUGAUAAAAAUACUUGAAGAUGAUGCAUUAAAUGGAGAAGUUAUGAAGAUAACAACAAACAAAGGGAUUCAUUUUCAUGAAUAUAGUCCACUGCCAUUUCCGUCAAACAAGCAAUAAAUUCUAAAACAUUACCUCAGUUUCCUUUAAAGAAGAAUAUUGUUAUUUGCUUCCAAAAUGUAUGUUAGAAUAAAUGGAUAAGCAAAAAGAAAAUCUUGGUUACUGUUAGUUUACCUGAGUUUUUAAAAAUUGCUGUCAGUAACCCUUAUGUGAAGGAUGGGGAGCAUUGCCAAAAUGAGUUUUUAUAUCAGAAUUGUAAUUAUUGCUUAUUUUAUACAAAAGGGCAUUUUAACUAUUUUUAAACUAUUUAUGAUACUAUCUAAUUUCAUUUGUGAUAAAACAUUAUAGAACUAAGUUAUAAAAGUCAUAUAAUUUAGAUGCCACACUAGCUUGUAUGUAAAGUUUAUCAUAAGAAAAAAAGCAGUACACAUUUUGGACAUUCACAGGUAAUCCCCAACAUUGUCAUAAACUGAGUAGUGUACUUUCAGUGUCUCAUGUAUUCUAGCUACCAUUGUAUGAUUCAGUGGUUUUCAAAACGUGGGUCAGGACCCUAAACUGAGUCACAGCUUUCUUACAGUGGUUCGAGAGGCCAUGAGCGAUGAGGUCUAACAUGGGUGGACUGGGGGGAAGGAUGGCCAGAUCCAGGUUGGGAAACUCUUGGAGUGGAGCCUGGAGCAGACAGGGAUUUCAGUGGAGUCCAGCCUCCAAAGCAGCCAUUUCGUCCAGGGGAACUGAUCUCUGUAAUCUGGAGAAGAGCUGUAAUUUCAGGGGAUCCCCAGAUCCCACCUGGAGGGUGGCAUCCCUAAUGGCAGAAGAGGCUCUGAAGUUGCAAAUUUGGGUGUUGCUCUACAUGGUGUAUGAAAUGACCAAGAAAUACAGACUGCUGUUCAAUAAUGCUAUAUAAACACAAACCAUGAAAAAAAAAUAAAAUGUACACAUUCAAUAUUAA